ACGCUGGUGACCGGAUGAUACAAAGCCUAAGCCCACCAAUCUUUCAUUGGCUCUGGGUAUUUUCGGAGGAGUCGGAACAAAGGAUCCCUAAUCUGAGAGGACCUUUCUUCCUAUAAAAAACGUGUGCAGUGGCAAGCCAAAAGGUUUUCCACAACUCACUCAAAUCACACUUAGAAACCAUCAAACAGGAUGUCUAUCAUACUGAGAUUACCUUCGCCUCCUGAGGGUAGCAAGCCAAGUUAUCCACUUGACAACCCAUCACUUUUGGACCAGUUGAACUUCUUCAAGUCGAAAACGGGAAUCGAGGAUGAUGAAAAAUUGAAGCUGCACAUAUGUCGUAUCCAGGAGAAAAUAUACGAGCUAUUCCCUUUCCCAUGUGUUUGGAACUUUGAUUUUGUCAGAGGAAAGAUAGUUAACCAUCCUAUGUACCAGGAGGUUAUUCAAUCGGCCAAGAAUCAGUCAGUUGCGCAAAAGAUAUUUGUAGACUUCGGAGCUAACGUGGGAUCUGAUUUGAGGCAAGUCGUUCUGGACGGGUGGAAGCGAGAGGACGUAUUGGCAAUUGAUAUUAUACCUAGUUGGAUCGAGUUGGGCAAUGAGCUCUUCAAAAGCGUUGAUCAACCUAUCCCUUACUUCAUUGGAGACAUUUUCAAACCCGAAGUCUUCGAUCCCACCAAGCCGCCGUCGGCCCAGUGUGACUCGCUUGACCUUUUCUCGUUGAAGGACCUCAAUGCCUUAAAAGGACGUGCCACCAUCAUUUCUGCCAAUUUCAUGUUUCACCUGUUCGGUGAAGCAGACCAAGAGCGCCUAGCCGAGUAUUUCGCCUUGUUACUCUCGAACCAACCUGGUAGCACGAUCUUUGGGCAACAUCGCGGAAGUGAAAAUGCGGGUAUACAAAAGUUACCUUACGCCGCUGAAGCACAUUGGUACAGUCAUUCUGUCGAGUCCUGGAAAGCUUUGUGGCAGAAGGUCUUCGAUCCCUCUACAGUGAAGAUAGUUGCAGAAAUGCGAGAGUCAGAAGAAGGGACUCAAUAUGAGUACAUCCACGGAAAGAGAAAGGUUUUGUGGCUAUAUUGGGCGGUCACUCGCAUUUGAACGUGCGGUAUAAUUGAGCUCUCAAUGAUCGAAAAUACUAACUUGAUCAGGAAUUACCAUCUCCAAAUUUACAUCUUUCAAAGAAACAAGAGCAUAUCUAUUCUGAGUCUGUGAUCAAAUAUGUCAACAAGUAUGAUCCUUAUUUUCAAAUUGUAUAGGAUACCGAUAUAGUAGGAAUAUGGCUGUGACAUGAAUUGUACCAAUCAGAUGAUAUGUGUGGUUGCAGAUAGGAGUGAAGCCGAGAAUUUAACAAAUAGCCAUGAGGUCAUUUUCAUUUUCCAAUUUGCAAACAUCCAUCUAAAUUCAUCAAGAAGGUGAACUGAGGAAAUGAAUGAGAUGGCUUUAU
Molecule: messenger RNA, 1438 nt
Organism: Puccinia graminis f. sp. tritici CRL 75-36-700-3
Lineage: Eukaryota; Fungi; Basidiomycota; Pucciniomycetes; Pucciniales; Pucciniaceae
Exons: 7
Coding region: 190-1092 (300 amino acids)
Source: RefSeq, a predicted model, not a curated record